Molecule: messenger RNA, 4251 nt
Organism: Saitoella complicata NRRL Y-17804
Lineage: Eukaryota; Fungi; Ascomycota; Saitoellomycetes; Saitoellales; Saitoellaceae
Product: patatin-domain-containing protein
Exons: 2
Coding region: 1-4251 (1416 amino acids)
Biological process (GO): phosphatidylcholine metabolic process
Cellular component (GO): endoplasmic reticulum
Molecular function (GO): phosphatidylcholine lysophospholipase A1 activity
Source: RefSeq, a predicted model, not a curated record
AUGGAAGCAGCUCCGCAAGCUGCUGCUGCCGAAGAAGGCCUCUUGGCUGCUUCCGUUCUCUUCUUCCCGCGAACGGCGCUCCAGGUGCUUUCCGCGGUGACGAUCACUCUGCCGCAAGCCGUGUACGACCUCCUAAGCUCCAGCUUCACCAUUCACCUGAGUUUUACGGUUUUAUUAACCGUAAUUAUCGGCGCUCUCGGUGGAAUCUUCUACCUGGUUCGCUACCGCUACCUGACGAAUUACUCUCGUCUCCCACCCGCAAGUCCACGACUAAAGGACAAUGACUCCAUCGAUCUCCCGCCCGAGCUCCCAGAUGGCACAUUCUCCAAACCCGGGAUCAACUCCUACCUCGACGAAUUCUUCUCCGCGAUCAAGAUCUUUGGAUACCUCGAGCGCCCCGUCUUCCACGAAUUGACGCGACACAUGCAGACCCGGAAAGUGUCGGCAGGUGAUACGAUCAAUUUGGAGGACGAGAAGAGUUUUUGUAUGGUUGUGGAUGGGGAGGUACAAGUUUUUGUCAAGAGUCCGGCGAGUAGUACGCAGAGACAGGGUUCUGAUUCGGAUGAUGAGAGUGAGUCGGGGAGGGAUGAUUACCAUUUGUUAACGGAAGCGAAGAAUGGAGCACCCUUGUCGAGUUUGUUCACGAUCUUGUCGCUGUUUACGGAAACUAUCCAGCUUGAGGCGAAAGAGGAGGAGGAUGACGAUCAGCUCGUCACUAUCAUCCCAUCACAUUGCCCUGCACCGCCGCGCCCGGAUGAGACUGACGGGAGUUACUUUUCUGCCAAUGCUCGUGACAGAUCUCCCGCCGUCCCGACUGAUAUUCCUAUCCUGAACCUGGACAAGAAGGAUAGUGAGCACGCCGAGUCGAAAAAGGGCGCGUCUGUUCACCCGAAUGUCGUGGCGAGAGCCGCUGUGGAUUCAACCAUUGCUAUCAUUCCCGCACAUGCGUUCCGAAGCUUGACACGUUCUUACCCGAAGGCUACAGCGCAUAUCGUGCAGGUUAUCCUCACACGCUUCCAGCGUGUUACCUUUGCGACUGGUCACCACUAUCUCGGUCUCACCUCCGAGAUCCUCAGAACGGAGCGAUUGAUGAACGAAGGUACACGCUGGGAAUUACCAGCCUGCCUCAAACACGGUCGCAUGGACAAGCUCCGCGAAGUAUUGGCAGCGCAAAGAGAAGAAGACGCUGCUGCAAAAGCUGCUAAACCCGCCCUAGAUGUCGAAGAACCAGAAUUCAUCGUCAUUCCCCCCCUCAAACCCUCCUCCCAUCGCGGCAGCGCUGCAGACCCAACUAAUGCCCAAGCAGCCCUCCGGAGACGUCUAACAAGCCGCAUGGCAACAAACUUGAGCGUCUCCCAGUACGCUCCCCCAAUCCUCCGGACGACAACUAAUCCAGGUGAUUUGUUAAGUAGCCUCCCGAGACCGCGGAGCUCGAGUAAAGGCAGUGUUGGUGACGUCAAUUUGGGGGAGGGGGAGUUCUUGCCGAAGCAUGCGCAUGAGAUUGAUGAUAUGGUCGAUGAUGAUAAAGCACUGAGGGAGAAUGUGCUGGAGUGUAUGCUUAAGGCUCUCGGUGUCGGUUCCGAUACGGUGCUCGUUGACAAUGGGACGAGUGUGCUUGUGACGAAGAGUCCGGCACGGAGUGCGGCGAGUAGUGUUGAGGGAAGUCCGCAGAUGCGGCCGUAUGAUGUCAAGAGUAACAAAGUUUUCAGCAAAGCGUUUGGAAAGUUGUUGGAGGAGAGUACUGCGGAUAGUAGUACUAGUCCGGAUGAGGAUGCGCAUAGCGGUAUUUCGAGCACUGCGUUGAGUGUGCAUGAGGAGCUUGAGGAGGAGAUGGAAUUGGUGUACUUUCCCAAGGGCGCGGUACUCGUACAAGAGGGUGAGAAGAACCCCGGGUUGUACUAUGUUGUUGAUGGAUUCCUUGAUGUCAGCGUUGGUGUCGAGAAUCGUGAGUACGCCGGUAAUGGCCGUGGGAAGGGACCUGGGAGGAGCAAGCUUUACAUGGUCAAGCCAGGCGGUAUAGCUGGAUACUUGGCCUGUGUCUCUGGUUUCAGGUCUUUCAUCGACGUUAGGGCGAGAUCGGAUGUUCUUGUGGGAUUCUUGCCCCGAGCGAGUCUGGAAAGGAUCAUGGAGAAGCAUCCAAUUGUUCUGUUGACUAUGGCGAAGAGACUCAUCUCCUUCAUGAGUCCGUUGAUCCUGCAGAUCGACUUUGCGCUCGAGUGGGUUCAGGUCAGUGCCGGCGAGAAGAUCUACAAACAAGGCGAUGAUAGUGAUGCCAUUUACAUCGUCCUUAACGGCCGUUUGAGAGCUUUGGCUGAGAAAGAGAGCGGAGGCGAUGGCGAGGAUCAGAAACGUGAAUUGGUUACAGCAGGUGAAUUCGGUCAAGGAGAAUCCGUUGGUGAACUUGAAGUUCUUACGGAGACGGCGAGGCCGUACACUUUGCAUGCUAUCCGUGACACGGAGCUGGCGAGGUUCCCCAAGACGCUGUUUCAUGCGUUGUCAAUCCACCACCCUCAUAUCACAAUUCAGAUUUCGAGAAUUAUUGCGUCGACUCUGACAAAGCGGUUGAGGCCGGAGAUUAGUCUGGGCGGUGACAGCAGAUCUUUGGCGGAGAAGGGCGGGAACACCGGUGGUCCCUCGAACUCUACAAACCUGAGGACGAUCACUAUUCUUCCCGUCACGCAGGGUGUCCCAGUCAUGGAGUUUGCCCAAAAAUUGGGAAAGGCAAUGCAGAGUACUGGUACUACGAGCUGUAUCCUCAAUCAAGCUGCUGUGCUUGGGCAUCUCGGUGGGCAUGCAUUCACUAAGAUGGGGAAGUUGAAGUUGAGCGGAUACCUUGCGGAUUUCGAGGAGAAGUUCGGCAAGGUGCUCUACGUUGCCGACACGAACGUUAACUCAGCAUGGACAGAGACAUGUAUCAGGCAGGCUGAUUGCAUCCUCGUCGUGGGUGUCGCUGACAGUGGUCCUGGUAUCGGCGAGUAUGAACGAUUCUUGCUUGGUACGAAGACGACGGCGAGGAAGGAGCUCGUCCUCGUUCAUGCAGAGCAGUUCGUUCAGCCUGGCACGACGAGACAGUGGCUAAAGAACCGUCCGUGGGUUCAUGCUCAUCACCACAUCCAGAUGCAUAUUCGGACUCAUGCGCCGCCGAUGCCGUUACACACACCCAGACGUGCUGCGUUGACGAAGCUGAAAAGUAAGGUUCAGGUGAUUCAAACCGAGAUCACGAAAUAUACGACGAGGAGAAAUCGACAUACUCAGGCCUAUGCCAACCCGGCGCAGCAUAAGAGUGAUUUUGCGCGUUUGGCAAGGAGGUUGACGGGCAAGGCUAUUGGAUUGGUCUUGGGCGGUGGUGGUGCACGCGGAUGUUCACAUGUUGGUGUCAUCCGUGCAAUGGAGGAAGCCGGUAUCCCCAUCGACAUCAUCGGUGGUACGUCGAUCGGUUCUUUCGUGGGAGGUCUCUACGCACGCGACGCAGAUUCCGUCCCAAUCUACGGCCGAGCCAAGAAAUUCGCGGGUCGCAUGGCGAGUUUGUGGAGGAUGCUGUUUGACGUUACCUACCCCGCAACCGCCUACACCACUGGCCAUGAGUUCAACCGUGGUAUUUGGAAGACGUUCGGGAAUGCACAGAUUGAGGAUUUCUGGUUGCCGUAUUACGCCAACACGACCAAUAUCACGCAUUCUCGGAUGGAAGUUCAUACGAGUGGGUAUGCAUGGAGGUAUAUCCGCGCGUCCAUGUCGCUCGCGGGGUUGGUCCCGCCCAUGUGCGAUGAGGGGAGCUUGUUGGUUGAUGGAGGAUAUGUUGAUAAUUUGACUGUGAGCACGAUGAAGAAGAUGGGUGCGGACAUUGUGUUUGCGGUUGAUGUUGGAAGUGUGGAUGACACUUCUCCCAUCGAGUACGGAGACACGCUGUCUGGUUUCUGGGCACUGUUUAAUCGAUGGAACCCAUUCAGUACCGUCCCGAACGUGCCGUCGCUCGCCGAAGUUCAGGCACGUUUGGCGUACGUCGCUUCCGUCCCCGCUCUCGAGGCAGCUAAACAGAGUCCGGGCUGUGUUUACAUGCGUCCACCCAUCACACCUUACCAAACCCUCCAGUUUGGCAAAUUUGAUGAGAUUUGUCAGGUUGGGUAUGAUUAUGCAGUGGAGUUUUUGCAGAAGCUGAGGAAGGAUGGGAAGUUGAAGGGGAUUGUAGAGGAGGGACCGAGGGAGACGUUUGAAGGAAGGAAGCCGUUCCAUAGAAGGAGGAAUAGUUUGUAG